AUGCAUCCCGACACCACUGAUCUUCUAGUCGAAAGCCCUCAAUUUUCUACCUCCAUUGCAACUACCGUCUGCGAUAAUCAUUUGAUUCACUCGGCUAAAGCGCAUCAGUUCGACAAACUUUCACCCAGAGACCCACCCUCUAUGACCAUUCCUUGCCUGGAGUCAGAUUUAACCGAACUUAAUUCUCCUCCUUCCAUGCCAAUGGCAUCUUCUAUGUCGCCUCUCACGUUCGUAUCCAAGCGCCUUCUGUCUGAUUUUAUCGAUUCAUCGAAUUUUAAUAACGAGAAGCAUCAUCAGGGCAACAGUCAACAUGGCCUUUUAAUGAAUCCAGGUCUCUCGCCAGUCUCCAGUCUUUUUCGAGCCUAUGAAGAGGUGGCUACUCAACAACCGGGCCGUUUAACCCCACAUCUCAUGCCUGGAGUCGGUAGGUGUGCGUUCAUGGAUGACUCUAUGGAACCAGAGGCCGAAUCUGGCCUCGGCCAUAUUGAGCCGAAGGUGCGUAUUGGUUUUUUUUUAUAA
Messenger RNA from Protopolystoma xenopodis, 519 nucleotides. The record is from the annotation of a GenBank genome assembly. NCBI's taxonomy places the organism in Eukaryota, Metazoa, Platyhelminthes, Monogenea, Polystomatidea, Polystomatidae.